Messenger RNA from Osmia bicornis bicornis, 1618 nucleotides. RefSeq names its product ATP-dependent (S)-NAD(P)H-hydrate dehydratase (gene Naxd). The record is from RefSeq and is a predicted model, not a curated record. The transcript is spliced from 2 exons. Gene Ontology annotation, biological process: metabolite repair. The coding region runs from base 402 to 1409 and encodes 335 amino acids. NCBI's taxonomy places the organism in Eukaryota, Metazoa, Arthropoda, Insecta, Hymenoptera, Megachilidae. Gene Ontology annotation, molecular function: ATP-dependent NAD(P)H-hydrate dehydratase activity.
UGAAACAAUUCUACAUGUCUAAAAACAAACAAAUUCUACAUAUAACAAUUUAAAUAAAAACGAAUACAAAAUACCCGAAUGAAAGAGUUCUUGUUACAGCAUUGCUAAUUGUAAUGUUAUUGACUUCUUUGUAAUAUUUGAUAUUCUGCUGUUCUUGUUCGAUUUCUUCUUGAUUAAUACCGAUAAACAUAUCCCGUGUUUGUCGCAACUGGUACAGGUAACAAAUAUCAAAGUGUAUCUUUAAUUUUAUAUAAACUUUAUAUCAUUUUACGUACUAUCACAUUAAUAAAAGAAUUUAUAGUGGAACUUAAAACACGUCUUAGAAAAGUAUUGAUUUAUAUUAUUCAUUAAAAAUAAUAUUAAAAUAAUUAUUAAAAACGAAUUUAUUAUUAAGUUAAGGAAUGGCUCCUGGUAUUUUCCAUUUUGCUCACAGGAACUCUAUCAAGUAUAUCUUAGUUUCCACAAUGACCACAUCAGUAUCAGUUGAUGAGCGUAUGUUAAAGGGAAUACGAAGAAUAAUUCCAAAUCUGAAUAAUACCAAGUACAAAGGUCAGGAUGGCAGAAUUGGAAUAUUUGGUGGCAGUACUGAAUAUACAGGUGCACCAUACUUUGCUUCUAUGAGUGCAUUGCGCACUGGAUGUGAUUUAGUACACAUAUUUUGUACCAAGGAAGCAAGUAUUCCUUUAAAAUCAUUUAGUCCAGAGCCUAUUGUUCAUCCUGUCUUAGAUCAAUAUGAUGCAAUUAAACACAUAAGACCUUGGUUGGAUCGUUUACAUGUGAUUAUUAUUGGACCUGGUCUUGGUAGAGAAGACAAGAUAUUCAAAACAAUUGUGGAACUUAUUUCAGUUUGCCGUGAAAUGAAAAAACCAUUGGUGAUAGAUGCUGAUGGAUUAUUUUUAAUUAGUCAGAAACCUGAUAUUAUAAAAGAAUAUCCGGGUGCUAUUCUUACUCCAAAUGCAAUGGAAUUUAGUCGCUUAGUGAAAGGAGUGCUCGAUAAAAGUAUUCAACCUACACCAAUGCCCAAAGCUAAUGAUGUUAAACAUUUGGCAGAUGCGCUUGGAAAAAAUGUAGUAAUUUUACAUAAAGGAGCAAAGGAUGUAAUUGCAGAUGGUCAUAAAGGUACUGAAGCAGUGUCAUGUGGAUUGGCAGGCUCUGGAAGAAGGUGUGGAGGGCAAGGAGAUUUAUUAGUUGGUGCAUUAGCUGUAUUUUGGUGGUGGGCUAUUUGUGCAGGAAAUACUGAAAGUGCUUUAUCAGCUCCAAUAGCUGCCUGUUAUGCUGCGUCUAGAUUAGUCAGAGAAUGUAACAUAUCUACGUAUAAAUUAAAACAGAGAGGAAUGUUAACAUCUGAUAUAUUAGAACAAAUACAACCUGUGUUUGCCAGAAUCUUUGAGACUCAUUGUAACAAGUAAGCCAUCUGGUUUAAGGGACUAUACAUUUUUACACAAAACAUUAUAAUUUUUUAUUUUAAGUGUAACAUUUAUUAUGGAUAUAGUAUUUAGUAAAAUAUAAUAAAUGUUAAUUAUAGAACAUCCUCAUUCAAUGGGAGAAAUCGAACACGAAGCACCGAUUGAAUUGUAUUUAUGUUCCUUAAUAUUUAAAUAUAAACAAAACAAUUAUA